ACACCUAAAUUCAUCGCCUGAAAGCACAAGAAACAAAAUCUAAAUCAGAGAGGGUUUUAUAUAGGAUUUAUAUAUAUACACGCAUCCUGCAGCUGCAUCGGCUUCAUCGUCGUCGUCUUUCUUCUUCUCCUUCAUCGCUAGUCGGUCAGCCUGAGUCAGCCAUGGCGGCUCUGCAAUACCUGGACUCGCUUCGCAAUGCCCACCCCGAGCUCUCCGAUUGGUACAAUACUCUCGCAGAUCUGUACCAGCGGAAGCUCUGGCACCAGCUCACUCACAAGCUCGAGGAGUUCGUUUCUCUCUCUGUUUUUCAGGCUGGUGAUGCACUGAUUCAGUUGUAUCAUAAUUUCAUCACUGACUUUGAGACAAAGAUCAAUCUUCUCAAACUUGCUCAUUUUGCUGUCAUUGUUUCUCGGCAGUACUCAGAGAAAGAAGCUGCUAUUAGUUACCUGGAAGGUGUGAUCGAGAAACUUCGUAAUACUAAAGAAAUGCGCAUAGAGGAACCAAUCCUUUACAUUAAGAUGCAAAUUGCAUUACUUAAACUUGAACAAGGGGAUCAAAAAGGGUGCAAGAAUCUUUUGGAAGAGGGAAAGAGUACACUUGAUAGCAUGACCGAUAUUGAUCCAUCUGUGUAUGCGAGCUAUUAUUGGGUUUCAUCUCAGUAUCACAAAUUCAGACAAGAAUUUGCUGAGUUCUAUAAGAGUGCUCUCCUCUAUCUUGCUUACACUUCAGUAGAGUCUCUAUCUGAAUCAUUUAAGCUGGAUUUGGCGUUUGAUCUGUCACUGUCAGCAUUGCUUGGAGAAAAUAUAUACAACUUCGGAGAGUUGCUUGCACAUCCAAUUAUCAAGAGUCUUACAGGGACAAAGGUUGAGUGGCUCUACCAUAUUCUUGAAGCAUUCAACACAGGAGAUUUGGUUCGCUAUCAGUCAUUGUGCAAUGUCCAUCAAGGUGCAUUAAAUGCUCAACCUGCACUGGUGCAAAAUGAGAAAAAGCUUUUGGAAAAAAUCAACAUUCUCUGUUUGAUGGAAAUCAUCUUCAGUCGUCCAUCUGAGGAUAGAACUAUCCCAUUGAGUAUCAUUGCAGAGCGGACAAAAUUGACAGUUGAAGAUGUGGAGUACCUCCUUAUGAAGAGUCUUUCUGUGCAUCUGAUUGAGGGAAUAAUCGAUCAAGUUGAGGGAACAGUUUAUGUUUCUUGGGUGCAACCAAGAGUUCUGGGCAUUCCCCAAAUCAAGUCUUUGUGUGAUCGGGUGGACAAUUGGAUGGAUAAAGUACACAAUGCUUUAUUAUCCGUGGAGGCUGAAACCCCUGACCUAGUCGCAGCAUAAUAGUUUUCCCGCGCCCUUUCUGCUACCUGUAGCACCUCUUAGUGCCCAUAUGAGCUGGCGUUCCAGCACCAAAACCAGACACUAUUAAAUUUCAUGGAACAACAUUGUACGAGCUCUAGAUUACAUGGCCGAAUUAUUGGUCUCAGUAUUAUUUUUGGAAAUCAGCCAUCCUUUCCUGUAUUUUCUGCUUCUUUGGUUGCCUUUGCAAUGCCGAUUCUAGCUACAUAACAAAGACUAAGUAAAGAUGUGAUCUACUCUUCUUCAAUCGGUAUUGUAAAUGGCUGCAAACUUCUUGUGCAUCCAUUAAAAUACUGUAAAACUACCUUGCUCAGCUGCCAACUUAUUCCUUACUUUUAUUCAUGAAUUCAA
Molecule: messenger RNA, 1691 nt
Organism: Ipomoea nil (Japanese morning glory)
Lineage: Eukaryota; Viridiplantae; Streptophyta; Magnoliopsida; Solanales; Convolvulaceae
Product: 26S proteasome non-ATPase regulatory subunit 13 homolog B-like
Exons: 6
Coding region: 162-1322 (386 amino acids)
Biological process (GO): ubiquitin-dependent protein catabolic process
Cellular component (GO): nucleus; cytosol; proteasome regulatory particle, lid subcomplex
Molecular function (GO): structural molecule activity
Source: RefSeq, a predicted model, not a curated record